ACACGUUUCUCCAAUCCGCGUUAGCUUUCUGCCGCUUGCCGCCAAUAGACCGUGGGGUUUGACAAAGGAGGGCGGAGCCGUUGGUUGUGGCGAGGCUGAGGUUGGCCGGGUGGAAGAGCUGCGCGGUUCGUUGUGUGAGGAGCGGUGUGUGUGGGCGAGAAGGGAACAUACGGAUAACAAUAAUAUAUAGAGCAAAGGGAACAGGAAGCCGGUGCCCGCUGGCGCUGAGGGACUGUCUGUAUGAGCGGGGGCUUCCUCUGCCGCCAUCUUGGUUCGGGGUCGUUGUUGCGUAUUUCCCCCUCCUCCUUCUGUCCAGUUAGGCCUGACCGGCCCGGGGAGCCGCCACAUCUCCAGAUAAGAAGCAGAUCUAAAUCCUAUAGCAGCAGUGGCAAAACAUGUCCUCGAUUUUGCCAUUCACCCCACCAGUUGUGAAGCGCCUGUUAGGAUGGAAGAAGUCAGCAAGCGGCACCACUGGAGCAGGUGGAGGUGAGCAGAACGGUCAGGAAGAGAAGUGGUGCGAGAAAGCCGUAAAGAGUUUGGUGAAAAAACUGAAGAAAACGGGACAAUUAGACGAGCUUGAGAAAGCGAUAACGACACAGAACUGCAACACAAAAUGCGUGACAAUACCAAGCACUUGCUCUGAAAUUUGGGGACUGAGUACACCAAAUACCAUAGAUCAGUGGGAUACCACAGGCCUUUACAGCUUCUCUGAACAAACCAGGUCUCUUGAUGGUCGACUCCAGGUGUCUCACCGUAAAGGAUUGCCCCACGUUAUCUACAGCCGGCUGUGGCGCUGGCCAGACCUGCACAGUCAUCACGAACUGAAAGCAGUCGAAAAUUGUGAAUAUGCUUUUAACCUUAAAAAAGAUGAAGUAUGUGUCAAUCCUUACCAUUAUCAGAGGGUAGAGACACCAGUUUUACCGCCGGUAUUAGUUCCACGGCACACAGAAAUCUUGACAGAGCUGCCACCUCUUGAUGACUACACGCAUUCCAUUCCAGAAAACACUAAUUUUCCUGCAGGAAUUGAACCUCAGAGCAAUUAUAUUCCAGAAACACCACCUCCUGGAUAUAUUAGUGAAGAUGGAGAAACUAGCGAUCAGCAACUUAACCAAAGCAUGGACACAGGGUCGCCAGCUGAGCUGUCUCCGAGUACGCUUUCUCCAGUCAACCACAAUCUCGAUUUGCAACCUGUCACCUAUUCGGAACCUGCUUUUUGGUGCUCUAUAGCAUACUAUGAACUGAAUCAGCGAGUGGGAGAAACUUUCCAUGCAUCGCAACCGUCUCUUACCGUGGACGGCUUUACAGACCCCUCAAACUCUGAAAGGUUCUGUUUAGGUUUACUCUCAAAUGUGAACCGGAAUGCCACGGUGGAAAUGACCAGGCGUCAUAUAGGAAGAGGAGUCCGGCUAUAUUACAUCGGUGGAGAGGUGUUUGCAGAGUGCCUAAGUGAUAGUGCUAUUUUUGUCCAGAGUCCAAACUGUAACCAGCGGUAUGGUUGGCAUCCAGCAACUGUAUGUAAGAUACCUCCAGGAUGCAAUCUGAAGAUUUUUAAUAACCAAGAGUUUGCUGCUCUCCUCGCUCAGUCGGUGAAUCAAGGCUUUGAAGCAGUUUAUCAGUUAACGCGAAUGUGCACCAUAAGGAUGAGCUUUGUAAAAGGCUGGGGUGCUGAAUACAGGCGACAGACCGUUACAAGCACUCCAUGCUGGAUUGAGCUUCACCUGAAUGGACCUUUGCAGUGGUUGGACAAAGUGUUGACACAGAUGGGAUCCCCUUCAGUCCGCUGCUCAAGCAUGUCCUAAUGGUCUCCUCUUUUAUGUAUUACCUGUGGGCGGCAACUGAAGUCCCAGCAACAGACUCGAUUCAGUUUGUCUGUCAUAGUAUUUGUGUGUGGUCCCCAUGAACUGUUUACAAUCCAAAAAAACAAAAAAAAGCGAAAACAGCACUUGAGGUCCUAUCAACGUAAAGCACCUUGUUGGAUUAUGUUUCUGAUACUCUUAAAGUAGAUGAAAUAUUCGUGUAUAAAUGACUCCUACCAGGAAACGGGACACUUUUAAAGGACAUUUAGCGGCGUAUUAUUGGGCAAAGCGUUUAGUGUCCCGACGGUUAAACACGUGUAGUCCUUAUGUACAUGUCCUGUAUAUUGUUCUCCAGUUACUCUAUUGUGCAGUUAUACAUUUUAGUUACAGCAAAUAGCGUGCCUGCUUCCUACUUUUACUUAGUCGUUUCAGAAUCAAAACCGUUUGAGUUUUGUCAUUAUUAUUAUUAUUAUUUUUGCCCUCUUAUAUUUGUAUUUUUUUUUGACUACUUGCUAUUUUUAUAAGUUCUAAUGAAUGAAACAUCUGUCCCGCUUCCUCUCUCCUUGCGAAUUUUCCAAAAACAUAUCGCCUGAAUUGGUGUUAAUCUGGUAAAACGGUGAUCAAGUAACCAUGGAGAUAUUUUUAUCACCCAGCCGUGGUUCUGAUAUUGGAUUGAUCACAAUCUGUACCAGUUGGCAGCCAUGCACUGGAGCCUUCGUCGUUUUGGGCUCAGAAGUGUAACCAGCAGAGGAAGGGUUAUUUUUUUUUUUUAAGUGCAUGUUAUUGUGAAACCUUGGACACUACAUUUGGAAACCUAUACAAUAUUUAGAAUUCUAUUCUAUGGAUGUCUGAGGAUAGGGAAAGGGUACUCUGGCUUUAAUAUGUACAUCUUACUAACCAUUUUGUUCUCUUGCUAACUGUCAAUCUUCUCUAAUUGUGGCAGUUUUGCCUUCUCCUCUCGGCUAUAAAUUUUUACACUAGUCGUGUACUUUGUGAGUACAGCUAGUGACUACUCCUUGGCUUUCUGAACAAACAAUAAACCAAUAAAAAAAAACAAAUGUGGACAGUGUUGGGAUGUCUCCUCAUUCAGCAAAAUCACGGAGAAUGGUCAUCUCUUUUAUCGUACGCCAUAUCGUUUAGAACAUAGAGGUAAUCGCAGAGCCUACGAGUCGGAAAGCUAAACCAUUACAGAAGAAAACGUAAUUGGCAAAUUAACGUUUGUGAACUAGUUUUACCAGUAGAUUUGUGUAUUGGUAGAACUUGUGAACUAAAGACAUAAGCUUUGUGCGUGUUGCAUUUGCCGAAUAUGUGAAUACACUAAUAAAAGAUUUCCUUCUU
This is a messenger RNA of Xenopus laevis (African clawed frog), 3134 nucleotides long. RefSeq names its product SMAD family member 2 S homeolog (gene smad2.S). Lineage: Eukaryota; Metazoa; Chordata; Amphibia; Anura; Pipidae. Gene Ontology annotation, biological process: regulation of transcription by RNA polymerase II; transforming growth factor beta receptor signaling pathway; SMAD protein signal transduction. The coding region runs from base 396 to 1799 and encodes 467 amino acids. Gene Ontology annotation, molecular function: DNA-binding transcription factor activity, RNA polymerase II-specific; I-SMAD binding; RNA polymerase II cis-regulatory region sequence-specific DNA binding. Gene Ontology annotation, cellular component: cytoplasm; transcription regulator complex; heteromeric SMAD protein complex. The record is from RefSeq and is a predicted model, not a curated record. The transcript is spliced from 11 exons.